AUGUCGUCGCGAUUCAGCACCCACAAAGCCGGUUUGUUCGUUUCUGAGAUGUGUACCGUAUUCCUGACUUUGUUUUGACAUCUCCUACGUAAAAACUAUUAGUUACCCAGAAACUUUAAAUGUGAAUUAUACGCUCAACUGUCUGAAACGUUUUCCGAGAAAUAAGAGAACAGAAUCUCGUGUUUUUUGUGACUUGUGGUUUACCAACCGAAUUAUUCAGAAGAGAAGCAGGUGAUAUUAUUACUGUGAAAAUUGUAUAUAUUCUAUUGCAUUGGUCUCAUAGCUAGACAUAUAAUCCUGUUUUUUGGAUUAAAUCUUAUGGCUUCACCGCUUCAUGGAAGAAACUUUCCAGGUUGGUAAAAGAAAAACCAUUUUUGUGAAUUCUGAGCCAGGCUGGGCCGUAAAAAACUUUUCACGGCCUUGCACAUCAAAAAUUUUCACGACUUUCGAAUAGCUAUAGAACGGAACAAUUACCAGCCGGAAAACGUAAUUUGCAUACUCUAACAUGAAAUUUCUGGAAAAAAGCGACUAAUUUGCUGGCCCAUCUCGGAAGGCUAAACGAUAAAGACAAACAUCAAUUUGCAUGCUCUAGCAUUUCUCAUUUCCUUCUUCGGCACACUGAUCGUUGAGUGUUCGGAUUACACAGCAUUAUCCGACUACAUGUGUUUAGAGUGAAAUGAGAAUGAGCUCAGCAUCAGGUUUGUUGAUUUCUCUCAAAAAGUUGGCAGCUGACGAAGAACACUGCGCCUUCUACUUUUCUUUUGAGAGCUCAAGUGAAAAGAGAUCAUAAAACUACAAUUCUCGAAAACAAAUUUUUUAGUUUUAAAGCUUCUAUAAUUCAUUUGAAAAACACAUGUGUUUGCUUUUCAACUCUCAAACACAAGUUCUCAGCUGAAAGAAAGCCGUUCGUGCAUUAUUCAUAUCCCUUUCCUCUUUGCCGUCCUCGUAAUUAGCUGCGCAGUCGUAGGCCCUGCGAGACCCUAUUCGGUCGAAAAGUCUCCCGGACAACAUACGUCGACCCAUUUGCACUCGGGGUCGUCCGCUACGUUCUCGACGAGUCGUUUGUCCUCCAAAACGGCCCCCGCUCUCACCGAGAAUAGAGGACGCCUCAUAAUGGCUGCUGACGCGUUUCCCGUGCACUCCCACCCGCCGUUUUGUUUUUUUUUUGUGCCGAACCGCCGCGCUAUUUGAAUUUUUCGCGCUGAUAUGACAAUUUUUAUCAGUUGUGGCCAGCAAACAAAUAGAAUUCGGUCCGCGAGUACUAAUUUCCGGCGAAACAGUGUAGCUUGAUGCCAAGUCCUCUUCUUUCCGCUUUUUGUCAUAUAAUAAUUAUACUCUUUUUUUCAGCUAAGCUCGUCUUCGUGCCAUGGUUGUGGAAUAAAAUGGCAUUUAUAAAACGGAAAACGGUGAAAUUCUCAGUCGAUCUUCAAGUGAGUUUUUAAAAAGUUUUUAAUCCUAUCUCUAUCUUAUAAACAACUUCUACAGGUAUGUCACUUAUCCGAUGUUCCCCUUGUGAAUGCAAUUGUGUUCAGCAAAAUGCGCUUGCUUGACGGCGGAUCUUUCGAAGAAGCGACCGAGAGAGUUGAGGUGAGUAUUACACUUGUCAGUCGGUCGAAAAUUGAAACCGGUCGCGUUUUGUAGGUAAAAAACCACAGCGCGUCGUUCCACACUCGGUUUGUCUUCUGCUGUCGGAUCCCGUGCGACCAAACUUCGGGGACACUCGAGAAAUGUCUUUGUCGGGUAUCCAUCAGAAAGGUCAGGCGAAAUUUGAUAACAUUUACUCAAAAAUAACUGGUUUUAGGAGCAGAAAGGUGGAAAGUCAUUCUACAAGUUGGGAUUUGUCGACAUAAAUCUCUCGGAAUUCGCCGCGUCAGGAGUUGAAGGUAAUGCGCAGAGUCAGCAUAAAAAGUAGCUAUGCAUUUUUACAUCUUCUAGGCCUCUCAAGAACGUAUCUACUCAACGGCUACACAAGCAAUCAACGACUGGACAAUUCAAAAGUGUGCAUCAAGAUCGCCAUGUCUCAUCAAAGUGCCGAUCCGUUCUUCAGAGUGUGAGCUAGAUUUGCUUGGAGAACAAUUUAGUUAAAAUAUAUUUUCAGACCCCGUCUUUCGACAUUCGGACCUCGAGAAGACGGAGCAAUCGAUCAAGAAGGGUUUCGAGCUCUGGAUGACGAUACUGACUCCGAGGAAGGCACUUCCCACCCAAAGCAAUCUGUAAUCGACCCUCCAGGUAGCGUUCCGAUAAAAUCAUGACGUGGAUUGUCAUGUUCUCUUUUUAGAAAGUUCAUCCGGUGCCAGCAGUUCAAACGUAGAAGAACUCAACCCGGACCGUCGUAGCGGGCACCAAGGCAACCAAAUAUGCCAGCUUCGACGAUUUAGCCAAGAUCGAUCGGCGCAGAAAAUACUUCACUCUAGGUAUAUUUAUCUAUUUUUCACCUAUCAACCCAAUUCACUUCUAUUCAGAUUCGACCCCGACAAUGUUAUCGACAAAAUCAUCUCCGAGUGCCGAAUCUCGGAGGAUGAAGUAGAGGGGACUAAUGAUGGAUUAGUAUUAGAAAAGUUUUUGGACAAGAACGGAAGGCCACUUGUGACGCCCCGACUGCCGACCAAACGAGGAUCGUACGCGUCGGAGCAUUUCGAAGUUUAG
Molecule: messenger RNA, 2646 nt
Organism: Caenorhabditis sp. 36 PRJEB53466
Lineage: Eukaryota; Metazoa; Nematoda; Chromadorea; Rhabditida; Rhabditidae
Source: the annotation of a GenBank genome assembly